This is a messenger RNA of Lobosporangium transversale, 987 nucleotides long. RefSeq lists its product as hypothetical. Bases 1 to 987 code for a protein of 328 amino acids. The transcript has 2 exons. Gene Ontology annotation, biological process: uroporphyrinogen III biosynthetic process. The record is from RefSeq and is a predicted model, not a curated record. NCBI's taxonomy places the organism in Eukaryota, Fungi, Mortierellomycota, Mortierellomycetes, Mortierellales, Mortierellaceae. Gene Ontology annotation, molecular function: uroporphyrinogen-III synthase activity.
AUGUUUGCAGAAUCAACAGAGCUUUCGCGAGCUAUCUUGGCAGGCUAUCCAGAAUCAUGGCAUCGUCAAGAAGGCAAGCAAUUGAAUACUAAAAGCGACAACAGACCACACCGAGCACCCAUUUGGGCAUUUGCUGUAACAUCACAAAAGGCUGUUCAUGCCUUCGAAAAUGCCCUUCAACUGCAACCAAACUCUGCUAUACGUGAAGCCUGGCUGGAGAUACCGAUUUACUGUCUUACGGGCGCGACGCUUACGAGUGUUCAGAAGGCAGGCUUUAAGACCAUCAAUAGCAAGAAUCCAUAUACUGAUGUUACCUCAUCAGAUCCAGCAUCGACAUCUACAAUAGCACCGAUGACAACCUAUUCUUUUGACACUGGAGUUCAGUUAGUGGAAUUUAUACUCUCUGCGGACUGGCCCACAGUUCAUCCCUCUUCUGCAUCUAGUGAUGGUUGUGGAGCCCUGGCGCCUGAACUUUGGUUUUUGAGUGGAGAAAUAAAUAUGAAGACCUUGACCGAGACGUUGACUGCAUACCAGAAACCAUUUAAAGAGAUUGUAGUCUAUAGAACAGAACGACGACCAGGUUUCGAUCAAGAGCUGCUAGAGUGGCUAAAUAGAAAUUCAUCAAACGUAGAGACCAAGAACAAUGAAGAAAAGAGGACAUGUUGGCUUGUGGGAUUUAGCCCGCGUGGUGUUGACAUGUCUAUACCAACGUUGAAGCAAUUCAUACUGCAGAACACGACACGAGUUGAUGGCAAUGAUGGAAGCGGCAAUGGUGGCGCUGUUAGUGGCAGUGGUAACACGACGAGACACGUCGAGAUUCGAUGGGGUGCAAUUGGAACCACAACUAUGAAGCGAAUUCAGGAACAUCUUUUGAAGCUCCAUGAAGACAUAAUUCCGACGAGCAACAUGGAUAUAAGCCUAAGUAUGUCGGUUGCUGUGGCAAGGGCGCCAAAACCUGAGGAAAUGGCAGAAGCUAUCUUGCCUUGA